This is a messenger RNA of Lacerta agilis (Sand lizard), 1072 nucleotides long. Its product is annotated as vomeronasal type-2 receptor 26-like. Gene Ontology annotation, biological process: G protein-coupled receptor signaling pathway. Bases 28 to 996 code for a protein of 322 amino acids. Gene Ontology annotation, cellular component: membrane. NCBI's taxonomy places the organism in Eukaryota, Metazoa, Chordata, Lepidosauria, Squamata, Lacertidae. The record is from RefSeq and is a predicted model, not a curated record. The transcript has a single exon. Gene Ontology annotation, molecular function: G protein-coupled receptor activity.
GCACAACUCAUCUGAUCAAUAAGAUGGAUGCAUGGGUCUAUAUGGUCAAUAGUGAGAUCCAAUUUGUGUUUUCCAGAUAUGGACCGCUGUGAGUCAUGCAAAGAGAACUACUAUCCAAAUGAAGCCAAAAACAAGUGUGUUCCCAAAAACCUAAGUUUCCUGUCCUAUAAUGAGUCCCUGGGGAUUGCUUUAGCUUCCUCUGCUCUUUCUUUCUUGCUGUUGGCUAUAUUUUUGCUAGGAACCUUUAUUAAACACCGAGACUCUCCCAUAGUCAAAGCCAACAACCGAGAUCUCAGCUACAUCCUCCUCUCCUCCCUAAUGCUCUGCUUCCUCUGCUCCUUGCUCUUCAUUGGCCAGCCAAGGAUGGAGACUUGCCUUCUCCGGCAGACAGCUUUUGGCGUCAUUUUCUCAAUCUCUCUUGCUACGGUCUUGGCCAAAACCAUCACUGUGGUUCUGGCCUUCAAUGCCACAAAGCCAGGGAACAGAAUGCGGAAAUGGCUGAGACCCAGAGCUGCACAUGGCUUUGUGCUGUUCUGUUCUCUCAUCCAGGCUGGGAUCUGCGUGGUCUGGCUCGGAACCUCUCCCCCAUUCCCAGAUUUUGAUACCUACUCGGAGCCUGGGUACAUUAUCCUUGAGUGCAACGAGGGCUCCAUCACUGCCUUCUACUGCAUCCUAGGUUACAUGGGUCUCUUGGCUUUGGUGAGCUUCAUGGUUGCCUUCCUGGCCAGGAAGCUACCUGACAGCUUCAAUGAAGCCAAAUUCAUCACCUUCAGUAUGCUAGUUUUCUGCAGCGUCUGGGCAUCCUUCAUCCCAAGCUACCUGAGCACCAAAGGGAAAUAUAUGGUGGCUGUGGAGAUCUUCUCUAUUUUGGCCUCCAGUGCUGGGUUACUAGGCUGCAUCUUCUUCCCCAAGUGUUAUAUUAUUCUGCUGUGGCCAGAUCAGAACAGCCGGGAGCAUUUCAGUAGAAAAUUAAACUCUGGAGUCCAACAGCUUUAAAUCUGGAGGCUGAAAUGCUUCAUGUUGUGUGGUUGAUCGCCAGCAAUUGGAUAUCUGAAGAUUCGGCAAGCCAAUC